This is a messenger RNA of Stylonychia lemnae, 1044 nucleotides long. NCBI's taxonomy places the organism in Eukaryota, Ciliophora, Spirotrichea, Sporadotrichida, Oxytrichidae. The record is from the annotation of a GenBank genome assembly.
AUGAAAUCACUUAUCUCUCUUGCCUUAAUAUCCAUAUUAGCUGCUACAAUACACUCACAAAAUUCAACAUACAAGAGAGGCUUGACAGAUCAUUUCAUUAGAUUUUUAGAUACAAAUAAGGACUAUUACACUUACAAUUUUAACAGGACCUAGUUCUUCGGAGGAUCAUUUGGAGGAAAAGAAAAUGAUUCUUCUCCAAUCAAUAAAGUUCCAGUUGUCUUUGUUCAUGGAGCAGCUGAUAUGCUCAUUGGUUAUGGAUGGGAAAAUGAUGGUUUCAGAUAUGACAUCGAGUAUUUCCUCUAAAAUGGUUAUACCAAAGCUGAAAUAUAUGGCUCAAUGUGGGGUUACGCUGACAUCCCAUAUGAGUAUAACCUAAAGCAAGAUACUGAAUAUGUAUUAGCUAUUCGAAAAUUCAUGGAAGCUGUGCUAGAUUACACAGGUGCACCAAAGAUUGAUGUUAUUUCACAUUCAAUGGGAGUUACUCUUUCAAGAGCAGCAAUUAAGGGUGGUAAAUAUCUAUUGAAAGACAUUGGCUACAUCAGCUUGAAGCCAAUUAAUAAGAAUGUAAGGACCUACAUUGGAAUAGCAGGAGUUAACUAUGGAGUUUUAAGGUGCUAAUAAUCAUUCUACUAUGACAACUUCUUUGGCUGCAAUAAAUUGAAUGGAUUUUACCCUGGUAACUUGGAUAAGAACAACAAAGUUGUCAAUGAGUCAGAGUUCUUACACAAUUUGAAUAAUGAUAAAACUAAGGAAGGAGACUAAGCUUACGCCAUGCUUAGUUUGUAUGAUAAUCCUCUGACCUAAAAUGGCAAGUACAAUUCUGCUUUCCCCACAAUGGAUAUGGCCUUUAUCUACAAUAGUAGUGAAUAUACUCACCUAGUUAUAAGAGAUAAAACAUCAGAAUUCUAACUCAGACUACUUAAUUCCUAUCACCCUUCAGAAUUUUAAGAAACUGAGUUCAUGUUUAUGACUAAUUCUGAAUACAUCCAUUAAGUAAAGGUGAGUUAAGAGGAUAAGGAAUUAGAAAGUAACUUUCUUCAAUGA